Molecule: messenger RNA, 3011 nt
Organism: Diceros bicornis minor
Lineage: Eukaryota; Metazoa; Chordata; Mammalia; Perissodactyla; Rhinocerotidae
Gene: SAXO6
Product: Mdm1 nuclear protein
Exons: 15
Coding region: 98-2278 (726 amino acids)
Biological process (GO): negative regulation of centriole replication
Molecular function (GO): microtubule binding
Source: RefSeq, a predicted model, not a curated record
GGGGACGCCGGCCGGGGCGCUUGCUGGGGAACCGCUGUUGUCGCCCCGCCCUCGGGCUGCGGUCCCGUUAACCGUCCGAGUGCGGGGCUCCGGCGACAUGCCGGUGCGCUUCAAGGGGCUGAGUGAAUACCAGAGAAACUUCCUGUGGAAAAAGUCCUACUUGUCGGAGUCCUAUAAUCCCUCCGUGGGGCGGAGGCACCCAUGGGCUGGGCUUAGAUCAGAUCAGUUAGGAAUCACAAAAGAGCCAAGUUUUAUUUCAAAAAGAAGAGUCCCUUACUAUGAUCCUCAGAUUUCAAAGUCUCUGGCGUGGAAUGGAGCCAUCUCAGAGAAGGAUGUGGCUGUGUUGCCAGAGCCCGAAGCCCUGGAGGCACCACAGGCACCGGAGGCACCGGAGGCAGAGCAAAGAGAAGACGUUACCCACGACGGGGUGCUUGCGCCGGACGCCGCCAGGGUGCCCAAGAGGUCUCACUCUGCGGACCCCGGAGCGGAAGGGGCUUCCGACACCAUGGAAAAUAAGGAGCAUGUCGUAGCAAACCACACACCAGUUAAUGAAAGUGUGGACCCGGAACGUUCUACCAAGCUUCUCUCAGAAAACAUAGAUAAUGGGUUGGAUAGACUCCUGCGGAAGAAGGCUGGAUUGUCUGUUGCUCCCUCCCACGGUGUGCUGAGAAAUUCUGAGUAUCAAAGGCAGUUUGUGUGGAAGACCCCUGAAGAGACCGCUGCAGCCUUUGCAGCCAGUCAGGUUUUCCACAAUAAAAGCAAAUUUGUUCCACAAUUCAAAAGUAACUCAAUCAUCCAUGAAACUGAAUACAAAAGAAAUUUCAAGGGUUUAUCUCCAGUGAAAGAACCAAUAUUAAGAAGUGAUUUGAAAGAGAAUGGAAAUUUUGAAACAAUAUCUCCUGAAAAGAAGUGUAAUAAAACAGAUGAUCCUUUAAAAUUAGAAGCAGAGAUGGGAUCAAAAGACUCAAACCAGCCUAAAAAAAAGCUUACUCCUUGGAGACAUCAAAGGCUUGGGAAGGUGAAUUCUGAAUAUAGAGCAAAGUUUCUGAGCCCAGCCCAGUAUUUAUACAAAGCUGGGGCUUGGACCCAUGUGAAGGAAAACGCACCCAAUCAGGGUUCUCUAAAUGCCAUGUGGUAUGCGGAGGUUAAAGAACUCCGAGAGAAGGCCGAGUUUUAUAGGAAACGAGUUCAGGGAACACAUUUUUCUCGGGACCACCUGAAUCAGAUUCUGUCUGAUAGCAACUGCUUUUGGGAUGUCUCCUCGACCACGAGCUCAGAAGGAACCAUUAGUAGCAACAUCAGAGCACUGGAUCUUGCGGGAGAUCCUACAAGCCAUAAGGCUUUGCAGAAAUGUCCUUCUGCAAAACUAGAAGGAAAAAAACCUGUCUUGGACGACCAGCCCCAGAAAAAUGCCACGGAGAAAUUGGGUGUGUCAGAGGCACCCACCGUACCUGUUAGGAGGCGUCUGGCCUGGGGUGCAGAGGACACCAAUGAGGACACACAGGAGCAGCCGAGGGAGGAGGCGGAGGAGGCGGAGGAGGAGGAGAGGGCAAGGGACAAGCAGGUUUCUACAGCAGAGCCAGAGAAGUCGGAAGAACAUGAGAAGUCUGAGGCCGACGAGAUGAAGGAAGGGUCGGACUCUUCUGUCUCCUCGGGAAGAGGAGGCCGGCUUCCCACUCCAAAGCUGAGAGAACUUGGUGGGAUCCAGAGGACUCACCACGAUCUCACCACCCCGGCUGUUGGUGGUGCUGUUUUAGUGUCUCCAUCCAAAGUGAAGCCUCCAGUCCCAGAACAGAGGAAAAGAGUGCCCUCUCAGGAUGGCUUAGAAAUGGCAAAGAGUGACUUUAGGAAGAAAGAAAGUCAUGCUCUGUCUCGGCUGACUUCUCCGGCUGCUGGUAUCAGAACAGUUGACCCCCUGCCUUUGAGGGAGGAUUCUGACUCUGACGUCCGCAGACUUGCUGCGGUAGCUCAUCCGGUCUCACCAGUCCCAGACUACCUAGCACAGUCCCCCGGGCGGCCUCCUCCUCCACCCUGUGCUCUGUCCUACUGGCAUCCCUCGAGGCGCAUUCAGGGCUCUCUGAGAGACCCAGAAUUCCAGCACAAUGUGAGAAAAGCAAGGGUGAACAGUUUCCAGUUACCUCAGCGUGAAGCCUUUAACGAUGAAGAUGAGGACAGAUUAUCUGAGAUUUCUGCUCGCUCUGCAGCUUCUAGUCUCCGGGCGUUUCAGACUCUGGCACGAGCUCAGAAAAGGAAGGAGAAUUUCUGGGGCAAAACGUAGUUAAACAUACACCUGUUUGAGUUGCUUUUUUCUGGGGAACCACUGGUAUAAUUUUUCUUUAUUGCUUUGCUAUGUUAAGACUUUUCAAGGGUUUGGGUUUUUUCUAACAUUUCCUACUUUAAAAGAUUUGUUUGAUUUUUUUCAGUAGCCAAUUUAGCUUACUUGGAAAAUUUUAACACAGGUUCAUACAGGUUUAACUUUUAAAGAGUUCUUUUUACAUCUGCGCCAGAGUGCAAAGACGUAGAUUGUGUAGUUAUUCACGUGUGCUGGCUUUUGUGGCAGGGUCAGGGUUGCUGGAGGGGUUGUGGAAUUCACCCAUCCAGCGAAUAUUCUAAAACAGGAACACAGUGAAGUGAAAAAGAAGAUCUGCGUGUAAAGUGUACGUUCCCCUAAGAUUGAUUCUCUGUAUCUUUAUAAUUGUAGAUGUCAUAAAAUGAAUUUCUCAUCAUUUAACUUUUGCUGUAGUGUCUCUUUUGGCUCUAGUACCUUCAGAUGUGGUCGCAGUGUUAAGAUAAUUGUAUUUUAGAUUGAAAAUACCAGCUGUAUAUAUUUCUGUUAUUUAUGUAACAAAGUUUGCUGAGAGAAUAUGUAUAUUUUUUGAUCUUUGUGUGUAUUCUAUUUGUAUAAGGACUUUGGCUUACAUUUGAAUAAUGUCUGAAUUUUGAAAAAUUAUUUGUAUAAUGGAGAAUUAAAACUUUGUAGACAUUUUGAAGUAAAAAAUUGAUCAGGUGUU